UGUGCGGAGGCAUAUGUGCACAAACAAACGAUAACUUGUGGGGGACAUUUAUUUUCACAUGAGAAAAGCAAAUGAACUGGGUAUAGGCAGGUAACCAAGUGGUUAAGGAGAAACCCUCUCCUGAACCGUCACCUUGCCGCUGUUGAGAGGCUUGCGUAUCGCAAUGACCAUGAAACGACCAAUGCGACAAAUCGAAACCGGAAGUUUAGACAGCCUAUCAGUGUAAUCUUGAAUCAGAUUCACUCUAACCUUCCACACUGUAACAACCUGAAGCAUUUGUGCGGAAUCCAAAGAUGACCUUAGCCACCACCUUCCUGUUUUUUGCGAUCCAUUCUGCCUGUAUUGGAGCUGGAAAUUCCUCGGAGAAAUUUGUCAAAGUGGAGUGUAAAGAAGAAUACCAUGGGGUUUAUGGUCAGCAGUCAUUGCUGCAGUGUAAUGUCAAAGCUGUUCAGAACGUGACCAUCUCGACCGUGACCUGGAAGAGGGUGGAAGUUGAUACUCUUUUGUUGGAAUACCAUGAAGAUACAUUUAACCUAAUUCCUGGGUUUAAAUUUGCUGAGCCAUCCUGGAACAAGAAUAAUACGAAUGUGUCCUUGUUGUUGACUAAUACCAAGAUGGCCGACAAGGGGGUGUAUGAAUGCAUGGUGAGAACAGACCGUGGUGAUGAUAUAGCUACAACCAGCCUCAGUGUCAAAGCUAUGUACCUAACUCCAACCAUGAGCUCCAUCCCUGAGACCAACAUCAAAGAGAACACAGAUGUGACCAUUUUCUGCAACUCUACAGGCGGACAACAGAUAGGGUUGAUCUGGUGGUUUGACCAGUUUGGCAGCAAUAGGACGCGCAGUGCUGAACUGGUGGCCAAAGAGACUGACGAUGGACUGUUCAGCCUCUCCAGUAGAUUCAAAGUGCUGAAGGCUACUUCCAGUUCCACAAACUACACGUGCAAAGUGCUCAAUGUCAAUGGUGCCGAGGAGGGGAUGGCAUCAUUUGUGAUCCAGUUUGCGGUGAGAGAGUUAGGUAGUGAAGCUGCCAGAUUGGAUUCUGUGUCCACCACCAAUUGGCUAGCCCCGGUUGUAGUCAUAGGAUCUCUGAUCAUUGGACUCCUUAUUGCGCUGCUGUUAUUUAGGAAGCGCUCCGCCCAACAUUUUGUGUCAUUUUUGACAGGAGCUCGAAGGCAGUCCACCUUUCCGUUAAUGAGUGACCACCAAACAGAUACCAGGCAUGAUCGAGAUGUUGAGACAGAAGGUCUAAACUGUGACAGUCCACAGAACCAGCAUUCCAGUCUCUAGUAAAUGAUUCGUUAACUGGCAGUCUCUGGAAGGGAUUGUUUCCUUGACGAUCAAUAAGGGGCUUGUCACUAUUUUUUGAUGGACUGUUUCCUGUUAAGUGUCCGAUGACAGUCACUUUGGCAUUCAGGUCAUUCUGAUUGAGGCAUUUGUUUCUUCAUAAUCUACUGAUGAUGGCAGCCUUUAAGGUCUGUGGUUGAUUACAAAUGAUAUGUAACUGCCCUAUAUAUCAAUGUUUCUAUACAGGGAUGCCAUGGUGUCACAAUGCUCUAGAUUCUACCACUGCAGAACAUUGGUAUACUGUAAUACCAGGUAAUCUAAUCACUGUACACACUAUACAACAAGGUGCAUGGUUUAACAUUCCAUGUUUCCUAUACUGUAGAUUCUACCAUAGUGGUUGUUAAUACUAUACUGUAACACCAUACCAUCUAAUUACUAUAACUUUACACACUGUUCUAUACUAAGGUUGUGCGAACAUUCAAUUUGAACACAGCACUUUUCUGAAAAACAUGUAGUAAAACUGGUUUCCCUUCUGAAAGAGGGUUUCGCAAGACUGUACAACAACCACUCUGAUAACCAAAAGCCUGUUGCUCCUACCACAGAUGAUUAUGUUUUUGGUCUUCCUCUUUCUCCUUUCUUCUUGUGUUGCGCUAUCUGCUGGUGGAAAAUUCAGAUCAAUAUUUAUAUAAAUACCAGCCUUUAAACACCGUGGUUGAUGACUGUUGAUGAUGUUUAAAAGACUAACAUGAUUGGUUCUGUACAGCAGGGUUCCCCAACUGGCGGUCCACGGGCCAAAUUGGAUUUAUUUGCCCCCCAAGUUUUCAUAAAUGGACUAUAAAAACACCAGGAAAUCAGCUCCAAGUUAUUUUAAUUUAAGAAGUCUGUUCCCAAGUGUUCCCACGCAUAAUAGAGAGACACGUGAUCAUAUAGAAAUGUAAGCAAGGUUUGAAAUGAUUACGUUUUAGUCAAACGUUAUAUAUUUUUGGGCUUCUUGUGUUUCAUUUGCAGUCUACACAUUUUUUGUAAUUAUGUUCCGGCCCCCCGACUCAAGAAAAAAAUCUUCCCGCGGCUGAAUCUAGUUGAUGAUCCCUGCUAUAUAGGGUUGCCAUAGUGUCAGUAUACUGUAGAUUCUACCAGCAUGAUUGUUAAAUGGGUACUCUUAACACCAAGCCAUCUAAUCAUUGUACCGUUUCACACUAUACUAGAAGGUUCAUGAGCAAUGUUCCCUCUGAUUUUUUUCAUCACUGAGCAAACUUCAGGUCUGCUGAGCGCAAACUUGAACGUUGUGAAAAUUCUGUCCCACUUCUGGACGCGUGUUUACUGUGAACACUGAGAAUGUACCCACUUUAAGUUAGUUUUAACAGUGGUCAAGUAGGCUAGUGUGUCUAUUUGAUCAUAAUGUAAGCCUACCAGAGUGGCUUACCAUAAAAACCAAUGGAACAAAUGCAUUCCAUAUCAUUUUAAAAUGGAAAUAGCUGUUCUAUCAUUCAUACAGUAGCAGCAAUGUGUGGUGUUCAAUGUAGACCUGCAUUCAAUGAGACUUUUGAAGAAAACAUGCGAGGCUUGACAUUAGCCUGUUUCUCCACUUGUCCUUCAGACAAGGAGGUGACUGACAAUGUUGUUGUGUUGUUUGUUUAUGCGUGUACAUAGCACUUUUCCAAAAAUAUGAAGUAAACUGGUUUCACCUCUGAAAGACGAUUCCGAUAGAUACUACUAUGCCUGCCACUAUUCUCCCUGGACUUUGAUUCUGCUACAAUGUGUAUGUGAAGAAAUGCUAGGCUAAAUAUAAAUAGUACAUUACUUUUGACUAGAAGGAAUCGGGUGCCAUUUUGAAUUCAACCUUUGACUUGACUUUGUGUAAUCUCUGGAAUUUAUUGUAACAUUAACCAACCUAGUUACCAACAGCCAGCCUGUUACUUCAACAGUUCUACUGCAGCAGUUUCUUUUAUUUUGUCCUUCCUUUUUCUGCUGGUGGAAAAUUCUGAUCUAUGUCAAUGUUUUGCCCAGGCUCGCCUCCAUGAAGUCAUUUUAAUGGUAUGCAACAGUAUACAUGAACAAAAAAAUGGACUAGAGUCAAUUAUUAAUCUGAGAGAAUUGGUAUCAGUUUCAGGGCAACAUAGACAUUUUCACCUGGUGGUUGAUUAUGAUACAUUUGGAAAAACAUUUAAAAACGAUUUGUGUUAUGCAAGGGGCAGCAAUUGUCUUAUAUUUAUAUAAUGAUCGUUUCAGUUCCCAUGAUGUUUUACUGCUAUCAUGUUGCUGUUGAUGGCAUUACAAAUCGACUGAGAAAUCUGUUGUUGUAUUGUGGCAACUUGAGGUGAAUGCCGUCCACAACUAGACUACACCUCCCACAAUUCCUUCUAACUCCUCUACAGUAUCUGUUCCUUCUUACUUAAGUGCAUACUUGGCAGUUAGCACUGUAGAUACAGAUAUGAUGAACCUAUUUCUAUGCCAGUCAGCAUGGAACUAGUCAGGGCUCUUCCAAAGAAGGCUGGACUUUGAUCUUUUUUGUUGUCGAUUUUUGCUCAGAUCUACCAUGGUGGCUUGAGAUGUUUGUGUGUGAAGUUAUGAUUAUUUCCCAAUUCAAACCAAAAUAAGACAUGUUAUUUCGUAGUGUAAGAGGUCAGGAUGAGAGAGGAAUCCUGUCUAUAUGUGAAGUGAUUAUCAAGUGAUUAUUUUUUUUAAAGACAACUUUCUGUUUUCAGCACAUAGAUAUGCCUGCUCUGCACCUUACCCCAUACAACAUACUUUGUUAUUGCUACAUUUUGUAUGUUUUUAUAUGUGACUUUGUUUGUUAUUAAUUGUAGAAUUGAAAUUAAAGCUUUUUUACUUUGUCCAGAUAUAACAUGUAAAUAAUAUUUUGUAUAAUAUGUCCUGGUAUAUUUUGCACUGUGAAUUUCCUGUUCAGAUCCUGCACUAUACUGUUCAUUAACUAUAGGGCAGUGAGAAAGUUGUUACACUGAACGUUUUGUAAAUAUUUUCAAUUGUUGUUUUUAAAUACUAUAAUCUUUAAACAAAUAAAAAUCAUAAUUGAU
Salmo salar (Atlantic salmon) is the source of this 4321-nucleotide messenger RNA. RefSeq lists its product as uncharacterized. Gene Ontology annotation, cellular component: external side of plasma membrane. Lineage: Eukaryota; Metazoa; Chordata; Actinopteri; Salmoniformes; Salmonidae. The record is from RefSeq and is a predicted model, not a curated record. Gene Ontology annotation, biological process: T cell costimulation; immune response; positive regulation of T cell proliferation.